AUGUCUUCGUUCUCGCUCCCUUUACCUUCUCGUCCCAAUAUCCCCUAUUCUCGUGCAGGCUCUCCAUCCCUGCAAACUGAUUCAGAUGACGCAGUCAUAACAGGUGUGGAAUUGAUUAUAGCCGAACUGGACCACUCAUCCGUGCAGUCCGCGCACACACAAUUCUCCCAACUCGUGUCAGACUUCAACAACACUAAUCCCACUCAGCAUCUUCCGCCCUUCCAGGUUCACCCCGGUGACCCCCGAAAUUCCGUUGAUUAUGUCUUCAUUUCCUUGCACCCUGAUCUAACCCCUGAACUGCGACCUGACAUACUUGAGCAGGUCCGCAAGGUGUUCGAUGGCCGCAGUGGAUUGCGCGCAGGUUGGAGAACUGGAAGUGGCACAGAUCAGUCGCGGCGUGUGAUGUUCAUCAUGGACAGUGAACAGCAUGCCCGCACCAUGCAGCCCAGGCUGGAAAAAUGGAUGAACGACCACGGUAUGACUUUUCAGGGGUGCUUCCUCAGCAAGCCUUCUGCUGGAUCCUUCCGCAUUACCUUCGAUAUACUUGAUCCCACUCAUGUUGCUCAACUCCGUCAACAGCCUCCCAUGUUUGACCGGCGCACCUACCCUGUCGUCCAAUCUCAGUUCAUACCUCCUAUCUACAGUCUGCAAGUGGCUGUUGCGGGCUGCGGAGAAUUUCAAGGCAUCGAAGGGCGCCUUAACACCUACAUUCACCGCCGUUAUGGCAAUGAUGCUAUCGCGUACAGCAGGAUGGUGCUGGAGGGCGAGGUCUACACUGUUGUCCUUAAAGACUGGGCGACGACUUCCCGCCUGGUUUCGGAUCCCUUCAAAUUCUUCUCUGACACUUCCAUACCUCAUUUUAUCUCCAUCUCUCAGCCUAUCCUUCUCUAUCUCCUCAACAGUGCCGAUGUUCCUCUCAAUCCAGCAUUCUUGUCUCACUCCUCUCCCUCCACCUCUCCCGACCAGCGCAGUAUUCAGGCACAAAUUGAUGCACUGUGCCAACAAGGGUUAGAGACUGUGCAUACCUUCUCUGAUGUGGUAAAGCAGCAGCAUGCCAUGAUAAUGGAGCUACGCUCACAGGGCAAUCACGUCAUGUCAGCAGUUUCCAUGGUAGCGUCCUCUGUCUCUACCUCGGCCCAGCUUUCCUCCGUUGAGAAUCAGCUGGGUCGCUUGCAUGACCGUCGGGCGCAACUCGAGGAUAAGCUCAUUCUGGCGCCCGAACCCAAUGCACAUCAGUAUAUACAGUCUCGCAUCCACUCCAUUGAUGAGGAAACCCACGAGUUAAAUGACCGAGCAGCUCACCUUCGCCGAGGAUUACAGGCGCUCGCUUCGCACAUUGACACCACUCUCCGAUUACUGCCAACCCCUGCUGCAGAACACUCUACCGCUCAGUCCUUGUCCCAAUCGUCAUCUGGCCACCUACGCCCUGAAAUCGAUUCCGAUGAGCAGCAGCGUUAUCAACCGAGGCCUCGCAUGACUCCAUCCCCACCUGGCCCUCAGCCUGACGGAAUGCAGACAGAAAUGGGGAGCGAAGCAGGCAAAGUACGGAAGUGCAUAGUGGAUCCCUUCUUCACUCUUGCACCCACUUAUGCUAUUAACGCGAACGGGCUGGCUAAUGUCUCUAAAAUGGCCGCCAUAGCUAAUGCCAUUACUUUACGGCAGCCUCAUGCGUGGAUCAUUAACGAAACCAAGUUACCUCAACCUCAAGCUUCUCGUAUUCGUGUCAAUGGAUACAAUACUUUUGAGGAACCAGGUCUUCCGCUGUCCACUGGACGUUCCAGAAAGUGGGGGGUUAUUCUUGGUAUCAAACGCUCCAUUCACACACAGCAUAUCCCAACUCCCCCACAACUUCACGGUCGUGCAGUCAUCCUUGAUGCUAUCAUUCUCACCGAGGAUGGGCAUGGGUUCCCUCACUGA
Messenger RNA from Sparassis crispa, 1917 nucleotides. RefSeq lists its product as hypothetical. The transcript has 3 exons. Bases 1 to 1917 code for a protein of 638 amino acids. Lineage: Eukaryota; Fungi; Basidiomycota; Agaricomycetes; Polyporales; Sparassidaceae. The record is from RefSeq and is a predicted model, not a curated record.